AUGGUGAACAAGUGUGCUGCCUAUGGUUGCAAAAGUGGAUACAAAUCAAAUGCUGCGAUAGAUGCUGAAAACAAAGUGUCUUUUCAUUCCUACCCAGUCAAUGAUCCUGAACUUUGUGCAAAGUGGAAUAAGGCAAAUCCACGAAGGGAUUUUAUUCCAAGCAGACAUUCAAAGAUGUGCUCUUUGCAUUUUCGACCUUCGGAUUUUGUUGAUAAAUAUUCUGAUACAAAUUCAACAAGAUAUAAAAACAAAACAAGCAAUAGUGAGUCCAGAAUCAAGCAAGAAUUAAAGCCUGGAACAAUUCCAACAAUAUUUAAUGCACCAUCAUAUGCAUCAACAAUCGAGCAUCUACCUACCUACAACAAAUUCAUCUGCUGCGUGUGGUCGAGAAGGUGA
Helobdella robusta is the source of this 396-nucleotide messenger RNA. RefSeq lists its product as hypothetical. NCBI's taxonomy places the organism in Eukaryota, Metazoa, Annelida, Clitellata, Rhynchobdellida, Glossiphoniidae. The record is from RefSeq and is a predicted model, not a curated record. Gene Ontology annotation, molecular function: sequence-specific DNA binding. Bases 1 to 396 code for a protein of 131 amino acids. The transcript has a single exon.